Messenger RNA from Lampris incognitus (smalleye Pacific opah), 1383 nucleotides. It is a transcript of the gene haao, whose product is annotated as 3-hydroxyanthranilate 3,4-dioxygenase. NCBI's taxonomy places the organism in Eukaryota, Metazoa, Chordata, Actinopteri, Lampriformes, Lampridae. The record is from RefSeq and is a predicted model, not a curated record. The transcript is spliced from 10 exons. The coding region runs from base 96 to 959 and encodes 287 amino acids. Gene Ontology annotation, molecular function: iron ion binding; 3-hydroxyanthranilate 3,4-dioxygenase activity. Gene Ontology annotation, biological process: quinolinate metabolic process; 'de novo' NAD+ biosynthetic process from L-tryptophan. Gene Ontology annotation, cellular component: cytoplasm.
ACUUUUUACUUUUGGUGACACUUGAGAGAAAUAAAUCUACCGAGUGGCGGUCCGGCAGAGCGCAGGCCGGCGACGUGCUGUGAAGGCCCGUCACAAUGAGCACGAGUCCUCUCCUUGUGAAUGUGGACGAGUGGAUAGCAGAGAACGAGAAUGAAUUUCUUCCACCGGUUUGCAAUAAGCUAAUGCACUUUCGCCAGCUGAAUAUCAUGUUCGUCGGGGGUCCUAAUACCAGGCAGGACUACCAUAUAGAGGAGGGAGAGGAGCUGUUCUACCAGCUGAAAGGGGACAUGUGUCUGAAAGUGAUAGAAAACGGCAAACACAAGGACGUGCACAUCAAAGAAGGACAGAUGUUCCUGCUGCCAGCACGGAUCCCUCACUCUCCCCAAAGACAGGCCAACACCAAGGGGCUGGUGGUGGAGAGAAGAAGGCUGCCUUCCGAGACUGACUGCCUGAGGUAUUAUGUGGGAAACUCUACGGAUGUCUUGUUCGAGAAGUGGUUCUACUGUGAGAGUCUGGGGACCCAACUCGUGCCUAUAAUCAAAGAGUUCUUCGCAUCAAAGCAGUGCAAAACAGGGAAACCCGACCCAAACGAGGUCUUCAGACAGCCUCCGUUCCAGCUCAACACCAUGAACGUCAUGUCCCCCUUCUGCUUCAAAGACUGGGUGGACAAACAGAGGCCCUCCCUGGCCAGCGGCCGGCCCAUCAGCAUGUUUGGAGUCCAGUUUGAGACAGAGACAAUGCUGUUUGGACCCGGGCAGACAGAGACGUGUGUGCGGCAAAGCGAUGUGUGGGUCUGGCAGCUGGAAGGCUGUUCGAGAGUGACCAUGGAUGACCAGGACAUCUCGGUCUCUCCUGGAGAAAGCCUGCUCAUCCCUGAGCAGAGCCGGUACAAGUGGCACAGGGAUGAAAAUACUGUUGCUCUGUUUAUUGUUCAGAACCCCGAGCGGAAAAGACCCUGAUCUGUCACCUUUGUGUUACCACACACACACACACACACACACACACACACACACACACACACACACACACACACACACACACACACAUAACGAACUACACAAGCAGGAGGACUCCUACCUCUCCACGUAACACUGAACACGGGUCCGGCCGUCUCUCAGCUUGCUCCUACAGCCUGAGUAAGUGAUGAUAUUCCACAGUAACGUACAUGUUAUGUCACAUGUUAUGUCACAUGUUAUGUCACAUGAGUAGCAUCACUUACAGGUGGUGUAAAUCAUCGCCAAGUUAUAAGAUUCAGUGAUGUGCAAAAUGAAUUUGAACUUCCAAACUGUUGCAGUAUUGACGCCAAAAUGUACUGGAAAAUAAACUGCUGAGUCGAACUUGUUUGUAGUCGUUGGAUUUAAGCUCAGAGUCGAGGAAGAGAAA